CACAUUCAGACUGCAGAGCGAACCAGACACUUGCCGUGCAUGCGAAUGUGCUGCGGGUUAAUCCAUAGUAUGCAGAUGAGUGUGUCAGAAACCCGAUGCUCUCCUCGGAGGAGGUGUAGCUUUGCGGGAGCCUGGGAGGCUUCAGUUCCAGCUGUGAGUGCAGGCUGACGGGGUGAGCGGGAGGGAAGAGCUGGAGCAGCGGAGGGGGUAGGGGAGAGAGACAGACACCCCCACAUGCAGCGAGAGUACCGUCCCUCGGCUGUGCUGUGGGCCUGGCAAUUGAAGCCUGUCCGGGCAAACAAGGAAGAGCAGAUGGAGAGCAUGUUGCAAAUCUUACUCAUUUCAAACCCAAGAGGUGCCUCACCUGCUUAGUCACCGUUCUGUCAUGGCUGAGAUUGCACCCAGCCCUCCCGGAGAGAUGAGUCAGUGGGGUUUGCGCCGAGGACACAGGCUGUCUGGCUCGCUCGGGGGACUGUGGGGAAGUCUCCGGCUCGGGAAGAGACAGGCGGCCCUGUGGGGUGGUCGCUGCUGGCUGAGCUGAAGGUGCUGCCUUUGUUGUUGUCUGCUGUGGCCAGAGGUAUGUCACCAUGCCGAGUGCCAGCAGCUGAACCACAGCAAUCCCUUAAACUUGUGUGAGGCCUGUGACCGCAAGUUCCACGGCACCAUGCACUUCGACGGGCACAUCCGCUUCGACCUGCCACCCCAAGGUUCCAUUCUGGCCCGGAACGUAUCCACGCGCUCAUGCCCCCCACGCACCAGCCCUGCCUCUGACAUGGAGGAGGAGGACGAAGGGCUAGUGGAUGGGAGAGGGGACAAGAAGAGCUCGGCGCUGAAGCUCCCCAAGAAGAAAGCCCGGCGCAGACACACGGAUGACCCCAGUAAAGAGUGCUUCACCCUGAAGUUCGACUUGAACGUGGACAUAGAAACGGAGAUCGUCCCGGCCAUGAAGAAGAAGUCCCUGGGGGAGGUGCUGCUGCCGGUGUUCGAGAGGAAAGGCAUCGAGCUGGCGAAGGUGGAUAUUUAUCUGGAUCAGUCCAACACGCCUCUGUCACUCAGCUUCGAAGCGUACCGCUUUGGGGGACACUACCUGAGGGUGAAAGCCAAACCCGGCGAUGAGCUCAAGGUGGAGCAGGCCGUGAAAGACUUCAAAUCGCUGAGUCUGCCCAUCAUGCGGUCCUCAGGCUCUGCCUCCACCUUCCUCUUCACUCCCACCGGGGAGAGACCGGACCAGCCGCCCUUCCGCCGGGAGAGCAUGGACAUCCUGGCCCCGGGGCGGAAGCGGAAGAACAUGAACGAGUUUCUGGGCGAUUCCAGCAUCCCAGGCCAGGACCCGCUGCAGCACUUCAGCUGCUCCCUGCCCAGCAACGGCAUCGAUACGUGGAAGAAUCGGGCCGCCAGUCGCUUCAGUGGCUUCUUUGGCUCCGGCGCUAGCCCCGGCCCCUUCGGACGGGAGCUGGACAAGAUGGAGCAGCUGGAGAGCAAGCUACACAGCUAUGGCAUCUUCGGCCUCCCCAAGCUCCCCCAGCAGCUGCGCUUCGACCAGGACUCCUGGGAGGAAGAGGAGGAUGACGCCAGCCUGUGCCUGGAAGACAGCUGGCAGGAGAUCACCGAGGGCACGGAGGCCCUGACGCGCCGGCAGUGCCACCAGCAGGAGGCCAUCUGGGAGCUGCUGCACACAGAAGCCACCUACAUCCGGAAGCUGAAAGUGAUCACAGACCUCUUCCUCUGCUGCCUGCUGAACCUGCAGGAGUCGGGGCUGCUGUGUGAGGUGGAAGCUGAGCGUCUGUUCAGCAACAUCCAGGAGAUUAUCCAGCUGCACCGGGCCUUGUGGAGCAGUGUCAUGGCCCCCGUCCUGGAGAAGGCCAGGAAGACCAAGGCGCUGCUGGACCCUGUGGACUUCCUAAAGGGAUUCAAAAUGUUUGGCUCCCUCUUCAAGCCCUACGUCCAGUACUGCAUGGAGGAGGAGGGCUGCAUGGAGUACAUGCGCACGCUGCUGCGGGACAACGAGCUCUUCCGGCUCUACGUGACGUGGGCAGAGAAGCACAAGCAGUGCAACCGCCUGAAGCUCAGCGACAUGCUGGUGAAGCCGCACCAGCGCCUCACCAAGUACCCGCUACUGCUCAAGUCGGUGCUGAAGAAAACGGACGACCCUUGCACCCGGGACGCCAUCGUCACCAUGAUCAAUUCCGUGGAGCGGUUUAUCAACCAUGUGAACUCGCGGAUGCGCCAGCGGCAGGAGCAGCAGAGGCUGGUGGCCAUCCUCAGCCGGAUUGACUCCUACGAAGUGGUGGACAGCAGCACGGAGGAGGUGGAUAAGCUCCUGAAGGAGUUCCUGCACCUGGACCUGACGGCCCCCAUCCCAGGCACCUCCCCUGAGGACACGCGGCAGCUCCUCCUGGAGGGGAGCUUGAAAAUGAAGGAAGGUAAAGACAGUAAGAUGGACGUUUACUGCUUCCUCUUCACGGACCUGUUCCUCAUCACCAAGCCGGUGAAGAAGGCCGAGCGCACCAAGGUCAUCCGGCAGCCCCUGCUCGUGGACAAGAUCAUCUGCCGGGAGCUCAAGGACCCCGGCUCCUUCCUCCUGAUCUAUCUCAACGAGCUUCGCAGCGCCGUGGGAGCCUACACCUUCCAGGCCAGCGGGCAGUCCCUGUGCCGCGGCUGGAUCGAGGCACUGUACAAUGCACAGAACCUCCUGCAGCGGCUGCGUCUCCAGGAGCGGCAGCGUAGCCAGCGGCAGCAUCUGCAGAGCCUGGAGGAGGGAGAGGAUGGGGAGAGCGGGGCCUCGGCAGCCAGCUCGCCCACCAUCCUGCGCAGGAGCAGCAACAGCCUGGACUCCCAGCAAUGCCCCUCCGAUGGCUCCACGGAGACCAUCUCGGUGGUGGUGGUGGAUGCCAGCGAGGAGCUCUCCUUCCCGGACUUGGAAGUGGGGCCAUUCAGCUCGCAGUCGGACGAGACCUCCAUCAGCACUACCGCUUCGUCCACCACCCCCACCCGGGAGCUGCUGGAGGGGGGCGGGGAGCUUGCAGAGACACACCCCCCCCCCAGCUCCAAUUGCCUGACGCUGGAUUCCAGCGGCUGCAGAUCGGCGUCCAUCGACAGCGCCUACGGCACCCUCUCCCCCACCUCCAUCCAGGAGUUUGCUGAGGUGCAGCAGCUGGAGCCAGGGGCGGAGGAUGGGGGGCCCCCGCACUCGCAGCGUGCCCCCUCGCCCAAGCUGCGCCGCAGGACGCCCGUGCAGCUCCUGCCCUGCAAGGUGAAAGCGCUCAAGUCCAAGUCGGAGGCCAGCCUGCUGCAGCUGAUCCCAGCCUCGCCCCCUCUCGCCCAGAGCAAGAGCCUCUGCGACCUCUUCACGGCUCCGGGCCAGGCCACGUUCCUGGCAGGCCCCAGCCAAGGACUUGCACGGCGCGAGGUCCCGGCUGGCUUCCAGAGGACUAGCAGGGCGGGUGCCGGGAGCGGGGAAGCCCGGUCAGACGGCAGUAGCCGCGGCCUGAGCAUCUGCAGCAGCAGCAGCGGCUCCUCGUCAGAGCUCUCCGAGCCCGAGGAGCUGAUGUGUGCCAAGGGCUUUGCUUACCCAGCCGAGAGCAACGUGACGGCCCCUGCUGCGCCUGGGCGGGAAGCUCCCCCAGCAGGGCCUGAGGGGGCAUCUGCCCCGUGCCGGGCUCCCAGCACCGCCGUGACCGAGCCCCUUGCCCACCGGACACUGUCAGACCCGCAGGCGGCCCAGCACCGCAAGCUGACGCUGGCUCAGCUGUACAGGAUCAGGACCACCUUGCUCCUCAACUCCACACUGACCGCCUCGGAGGUCUGAGAGCUGCAGGAGGCUCCAGGAGAGGAGCAGUGCUGCCAGUUCCGCCAACCCCUGACGAUGGAGCUCGAGCGCCCAGGGCCCUGGGAGACGUUAGGCCCCGAAAGCAGCGGCCAGCAGCGCGUCACGGCUGCGUGUGGGUGGGAGAGAGACAGGGCGUAGGCGUGUGGACAGAGGGACCGGGGGUGCAUGUGCUGGUGCAUGUCUCUGUGGGGAAUGUGCGCAUGUGUCUGUGUAGGGGGGAGUGUGUGCGUGGGGGGGAGUGUGUGUGCAUGAGCGUGUGGGGCAUGUGUGCGCGUCUGUGGGAGUUUGUGCGUGUACGUGUGGGGCGGGCGUGUGUGUGCAUGAGCGUGUGGGGCGUGUGUGCGGUCUGUGGGAGUUUGCGUGUACGUGUGGGGCGUACGUGUGUCUAUGGGAGUUUGCGCAUGUGCGUCUGUGGGAGUGUGUGUGUGUGGGGGGGGCGUGUGUGCGCGUCUGUGGGACGUGUGUGCAUGUGGGACGUGUGUGCGUGUGGGGCGUGCAUGUGUGUCUGUGGGAGUGUGUGUGUGGGGGGGCGUGUGUGCGUGUCUGUGGGACGUGUGUGCAUGUGGGACGUGUGUGCGUGUGGGGCGUGCAUGUGCAUCUGUGGGAGUGUGUGUGUGUGGGGGGGGCGUGUGCGCGUGUCUGUGGGACGUGUGUGCAUGUGGGACGUGUGUGCGUGUGGGGCGUGCAUGUGCAUCUGUGGGAGUGUGGCUGCGCGUGGGACAGACUCCAGGGAACCGUGGCCUGGGUUCCUCGUGGAAGGGGGCUGCGCUGGUGCUGGCCCGGGAGCCCGUCCUAGGCCGGGGCGGGCCUGGAGCUGCGUGAAUCCCGGGAGCCGCUGCAUUGGAGCCCCUGCAGCUGCGCCUGAGAACUCUGGAGCCGAGGCCGGGCUGAGGGCGCCCCCUACAGGACCUGUUUCUCAGCUGUCAGUCGCUGUAGCAGAGCCCCGGAGUUGGGGCUGCCUGCCUGGGCGGUGCUCGGAGAGUUCCUGACAGUCAGUGAGCAGUAGGGUGACCGGACAGCAAGUGUGAAAAAUCAGGAUGGGGGUGGGAGGGUAAUAGGAGCCUAUAUAUGAAAAAGACCCAAAAAUCGGGACUGUCCCUAUAAAAUCGGGACAUCUGGUCACCCUAGUGAGGAGUGACCAAAUGCUGCCACCUUGUCCUUGGAGAGCCCUGGUCCAGAGGGCUCUGCUGGGCUUCCGAACUUGCCCAUCCUGCCUCAGGCCUGCUGACAACCCCCCUCCCCAGGGUCCGGCAGCGCAGACUGGGGCUUGGGAGCUGGGUGUGACUGCAGCCUUCCAUGCACCGCUGGCCUGUUGCAGUGGGGGAGACACACAAGCCUGCGUCCCAUGCUGCCACAUUGCAUCAGGUUGAGCAAAAGCCAAAACACUGCAGCAAAGACCGAGGUCUCCCGCCUGGCUGGGACCCCAUUGUCGAGCUUCCCACUUCUCUGUGAACUGUCUCUGCAGUGAACUGUCUGUUGCAAGGGCUGCAGGGUGACCCCAGGCCCAGGCGAAAGAGCAGGGGGUUCUGAAUGCACUUUAGUUGCGGUAAGCUGCAUUUCCUGCAGCGGGGCACAGCACCAGUGCAGCCAGAAGGAAAGGGUCAGAGGGGAAUAGCCAGAGCUUUUCCCCUUCCCCUAAGCUCACAUGCCAUUGCCGGUCUGCGGCCUGGCCGCCCUGGGAGCUCUCCCGAGGAUGGCAGCUGUGUCCUGAAGGGGGUUGUGCUGCAGGAGCCAGGAGCAAAAGCCCCUUUAAAUUCCAUCCCCGGUGACCGUCCCACGAGAACGCGAGCGCUCGCACUGCAGCAAAGAGCUAGACCAGGGCAGCCCCUGCCCACCGCCAGCCACCACGGCUGCUCGGUUGGCUCCCUGCUGGGGUGAGUUGCUUCUCUCUGCUUGACCAAAGCCCCCCAAAUGUGGUUUUCCCCUGAGGCUAACGCCCCGGGGGGCGGCGUUGUUCCCAAGGCAGUGGGCUGGGUGACUCAGGCACUGGCACCAGGAAGUUGCGAUGGGCUUACUGAGGAAGGGAUCUACAUGUUGCAGUGGGUGAAGAGGGACGAGGACUACAGUGAGAGGCACGGGCAACGGGGCGCUACCAUGGACGCUGCGCCCCGCUGGCCAUGGGCGUGGCAAGGUGGCAGGGGCUAGGAAGGCGGGGGAGGCCGGGGAGCAGGGGUGAUGUCAGACUGGGGAGGGGCAUGGCUGGAUCCAUCAGCUCCCAGCUCCAGCUGCCUGCUCCCAGCCUCGCCUUUCGGGGGGAAGGAAAGGCUGGGAGCAGCCUGGGGGCUGGGCCGCAGGGUCCCGCUCCUGCUGCCUGCCCAGCUCGGCUGAGGGUGCGCUGCUGCUGCAGGGGUGGGGCUCCCCACAUCCUGGGGGGCUGGGUCCUCCCAGCAGCCUGUGGCUGUUACAGGGAACCCCAGGCAAGCAGGAAGAGCUGUGUAUGGGGUGGCUAUCUUGGAGGUGUGGGGAGAGACCAAAGGAGCCUGUGGGGAACGGGGGGCCCCGGAGGGCCCUGUGCUGAAUAGUGUUCCCGCGGGUGGGAAGGGCGCGUUGGACCUGGCCAGUGCACACAGUGCUGGGGAGGGGGCAUUGCCAUGGGGGCCUUGCGUAGGCCUCACUCAGACCCCGCCUCGGGGCGCCGCUUUGGCCCCCAGAGCUGGUCUCUGGAGCGGCAGCAGGAGGCUUGUGCAGCGAGCGCUCACCCAGCUCUUUCCCCAACGCUUCCCACUGCAGCCCAGGGAGGGGGACCACUUCUCCUUCUUGGCUGGGCUCCCUGCGGCUGGGGCCAGGACUGCCUGGAUGGCACUGCUGGCCUCGCUGGAGUUCGUUACACUUGGCUGCCAGCAGGCAGUGGAGGCUGCCGCAGAACGGCAGCAGAGGGUGGGAAAGGACCUGGGGCUGGGUGGCAGAUUGCUCUCCCGUCUGUCCCAGCCCCUGGGCACGCGCGCUCACCCCUGGAUGUGUGUAGAUAAAGUUGCAUAUUUAUUAAGCUUGGUGUUAAUUUUCUGAAGCUGCGUCCUGGCGGGCCUGCGGCAGGGAACAGCGCUGCCUCCUUUUCCGGCUGUCCUGGGGGGUGCAGGGCAGGAGUGCGUUGAACAUUAUCCCUGCGCUGGGCCGUUCCCACCGCCGCAGCCUCCCGGGCGAAGCAUUAAAGACCGUGCGUGUG
Molecule: messenger RNA, 6992 nt
Organism: Malaclemys terrapin pileata
Lineage: Eukaryota; Metazoa; Chordata; Testudines; Emydidae
Gene: PLEKHG5
Product: pleckstrin homology and RhoGEF domain containing G5
Exons: 21
Coding region: 665-3808 (1047 amino acids)
Biological process (GO): endothelial cell migration; Rho protein signal transduction
Cellular component (GO): axon; endocytic vesicle; plasma membrane
Molecular function (GO): guanyl-nucleotide exchange factor activity
Source: RefSeq, a predicted model, not a curated record